CAGAGUCUGGGAGCAGUGCAGUUUUCCCCGGACUAUGCUUUGAACAGGUGGGACAUGCAAGGGAGUCGGAUCUGGAAUACCCAGGAAACUUGGUAAUGGCCUGAGCAGCCACAAAAGUGUGACGUAAUAAAUUUUGAACACAGGAGCCAUUUUUCAUUUUAUCUUCAUCGGAGAUUUUAUGUCCCUUUAAGGGCAAAAGUUUUAACAGAUGAACAUUGCCUUCCUGUGAAGAGGUCUGAGAAGAGGAGCAGAAGAGCAGAUGAUCCACAUAUCGGAACAAAGUAGAGCCUGCAGAAAACCUUCUGUCAUCCGAAUCUGCUUUUAAGUGUGAAGUCUUUCCUGUUGAGAGGCUGUAUGUGUGGUGGUGAAGAACACAAAUUCUGGAGUGAAAGUUCAGACUACCAUGCCUGCAGGAAUCUUGCCUGAAAAUGAGGAACUGUAUUCCACUUCGGUGAAUAACAGUGCAUAUGCUGCCAACAUGAAAGGAAAUUCAGGACGUCCAACACCAAAGUACACAAAAGUCGGAGAGCGUUUACGGCAUGUGAUUCCUGGACACAUGGCCUGCUCCAUGGCGUGUGGUGGCAGAGCUUGCAAGUAUGAAAACCCGGCCCGCUGGAGCGAGCAGGAGCAAGCCAUUAAGGGGGUGUACUCAUCGUGGGUCACUGAGAACAUCCUAGCCAUGGCUCGCCCGUCCACUGAGCUCCUCGAGAAGUACCGCCUCAUCGAGCAGUUCCAGAGCCAUGGCAUAAAAACAGUCAUCAACCUGCAGCGCCCUGGUGAACAUGCCAGCUGUGGGAACCCUCUGGAACAAGAAAGUGGCUUCACGUACCUUCCGGAAGCUUUCAUGGAGGCUGGCAUUUAUUUCUACAAUUUUGGAUGGAAGGAUUAUGGUGUAGCAUCGCUCACCACCAUCUUAGAUAUGGUGAAGGUGAUGACAUUUGCCUUACAAGAAGGAAAAGUAGCUGUCCAUUGUCAUGCAGGGCUUGGUCGGACAGGCGUUUUAAUAGCAUGUUACUUAGUUUUUGCAACAAGAAUGACUGCUGACCAAGCAAUUAUAUUUGUUCGGGCAAAGCGACCCAAUUCCAUACAAACUCGAGGACAGCUACUCUGUGUAAGGGAGUUUACUCAGUUUCUGAUUCCUCUUCGCAAUAUAUUCUCUUGCUGUGACCCCAAAGCACACGCUGUUACUUUAGCACAGUAUCUUAUUCGCCAGCGGCAUCUGCUUCAUGGUUAUGAGGCCCGACUUCUGAAACACGUACCCAAAAUUAUCCACCUUGUUUGCAAAUUGCUCCUCGACUUAGCCGAGAACAGGCCAGUGGUGACAGAAGAGGUGGCAGAAGUGCCCAGUCUAUCUGCCGAAAUUGAGAAGACGGUUUCUGAGAUGAUCACCCUGCAGCUGGAUAAAGAGUUGCUGAGGCAGGGCAGCGAUGCAUCAGAUUCCUCCCUGCCCACUGCAGUGCCCACAGAUUUUGAGAAUCAGGAUGUGAUUCUUUCCAGCGAGCAAGAGAUUGACCCUCUUUGGAAGAGACGGAAUGUCGAGUGCCUUCAGCCCCUGACUCAUCUGAAAAGGCGAUUCAGUUGCAGCGACUCAGAUUUAAAGAGGGCUGAGUCGCUUCUGGAGCAGGGGGGAUCUCCAUGGACAGGGCCUGCGCAGGCAUUGCUUGGCCAUCAUCCCGGGCAGCAGAAGCCCAUCAGCCACUGUUACACCCCCCAGUCUCCACAGCUUGAUCCAAGUAAGGAAAAGCUGGUCCGAAAUACAUUCUCUUUCUGGAAUCAGGCUAAAUUUGGAGGCCUGGAAGGACUCAAAGAUGAGGGGUCACCGGUUUUCCAUAGGGAGACGAUUGCAAAGGAAGUACAGCGGAGUAGAACCUUCUCUUCGGGUGUUUCAAGUUCAUACAACCCUAGGGAACCAGUUAUACCGAACCUUGCAGAUAUCCCUACGGAACCAAACUGUUCUCCCCAGCAAGCACCCCGCUAUCAGGAUGGAACUCCUGCUGGUUGCUGCUCCGACACCCCCCGCAGCCCCGUGGACUGUGGUUUCAGCUCCAAAGCACCCUUCUCUGGUGGACGCAUCCAAGCCCAGGACAGCAAAGAUCUGUCUGCAGUUGCUCCACACACUGCUUUGCAGUCUGAAUUGAGUGUCGAAGCCAGGAGAAUACUGGCAGCCAAAGCCCUGGCAAGUUUAAACGAGUUUGCAGAAAAGGAGGAGGUGAAAAGGAAGGUAGAAAUGUGGCAGAAAGAACUAAAUUCCCGAGACGGAGCUUGGGAAAGAAUAUGUGGCGAAAAGGACCCUUUCGUCCUGUGCAGUCUAAUGUGGUCUUGGGUGGAGCAGCUGAAGGAGCCUGUGAUCACCAGAGAGGACGUGGACACGCUGGCUGCCAGCCACGCAGAUGCCACAGAAGCGCUGUUUUUAUUAGAGAAGGGCCAGCACCAGACCAUUCUCUGCGUGUUGCACUGCAUAGUGAGUCUGCAGGCGGUCCCUGCGGACGUGGAGGAAGCCAUCCUCAUCCGUGCCAUUAAAGCCUUCACCAAGGUUAAUUUUGACUCUGAAAAUGGACCACUAGUUUACGACACCCUGAAGAAAAUAUUUAAACACACACUGGAAGAAAACAGGAAAAUGACAAAAGAUGACCUUCAGCCUGGCGUUUAGUGAUGCUUUCCUUGUGGCGGACCCCUCAGACCUAGAGACCCAGAUGGCGUUUCUGCGCACAGAUGAACAGGUUGGAGUGUGGAGCCACUUUGUCUCAUAGCACUUUAUCUCAGACGCUCUUGGUUUGUGCUAAGAACACUCAUUUCUGUUGGGAGCAAUUAUUUAUUUUAAAAUAUCCUCGAGCUACAUUUUUGUGUUGAAAAAUUGCCAUAACGUUGGUGCCACUUUCUUGUAUUUAUUUAACUGAAUUAAUACUGUUGUAUUAAUAUGUUAAGUAUGUGGUGUUUACAUCUUUGUUCUUUUUGACAUUUUGGAAAAAGUUGUGACUCUUCUUUCCCAAACAAAUAUUUUGUCAGUGGAACCCUCCUGGAGUUUUUACCAAAUAGGUAAUUUUAGUAGUAAAACUUCACUGUGGAUCCAUCCCCCUGAUCCAUGACCUAAGGAAGUCACAGAGUGUCUUAAGCAGUUUUGUAUUCGUUAGUAAGAAGACUAUUGAUUUUUUUUUUAAGGAUCUUUUUUUUUAAUUUGCAAAUUUUUUGGUUUUUUUCUUUUUAUAAAUGCAUCAAAGGAUUUCAAAGUAUAUUAUUUCUCAGAGAGAUUUAGUUUUGUGUUGAAGGUUGACUGUGAGGUGGUUGGGAUUUUUUACCACUGGAAGUAGACUUGCUCUUGGUCAGGCUUCCAGACCCCGUGCCGACCUCUGCUGUCACAGGAGGCAGGAACGCUUCUCGGCACGUCCAGCCUGAUGCCCACCAAACAGCGUCUUCACAGAGGAAGCAGGGGCCGUGGUGGGCAAUGUGGGCAGCUGCUCAGAAGCAGGACUCCACAAGGAGGAGCAGAAGGCGGGGGGCAGGCUCCAUGCAGCAGCGUGACCACUGGCCCACACCUCCCACAUCUCCCCUUCUGUGGACCCUGUCAUCUCAGGGCCCUGUCUUCGGCUACUUGUCACUCUGAGAACUAAGAUUCUUAAAUUGAAUGUGAUGCACGUAGGCUGCAAUCAUCCUCUGGGCUCGAGAUAAGAAAUAAAUGAACUAGUUACUGCCUAACUAGUUCUCUGUAGACCAAACUGUCAUUCAGCAGUUGAAGCCGUGAUGAACAUGUGCAGCACCAGAGGCCAGGCCAUACAGAGGGUAAUCAUUUUUCCCAGUAAAUGUGAUAUUCAUCUAACCCAAUUUCACAGUAAGGCUAUGACCUAAUUUUAGAGACGGAAUUUCGGGGAAAGUGAGGCUAACCAUGGAUGAGUCUCCCCGACUCCUGCAUCUCUGAAUCAGGCGCUGGCACAUCAGAAACAUGGUAAUCCUUGUCGGUCUUACAAACUCUGGCUGCAAAUGCUGAAUGUCGUUACCUCCCACACUGUUUAAGUUUUCUUAGGAAACUAGAUCCAGCGAAUUUUAAUGAACUGGCUACACAUUCCUGAAAUUUCUCAUUUUUAAGUGCCUGACCUGGAAAAGAAGGGAAAGAUUACAUUUUAUCCAAAGGUACAUUAUAAAAAUAUGUUUUUUACCCAAAAAGAUGUUUACCGUCAUUUCUGUCGGUCUCACAUGGGCAGGUGCCAGCAGGGCUCAUUGGACAAGUGGCUAUUGGCCUGUGUGUGAGAUGGUCCCGCACAGCCCCAACGUGACCAUGGCAGUGCACCAGACUGAGGAAGAGAGCUGGUGGGAGAAAUAAAUCAGGCUGUCUGCAGGCUUUGUAUGUAUUUGAAUAAAAAUGAAAAGAACAACCCAUAACCCUCGUACACUUUAGCUUGGAGCUCCUGGUGAUACAGGUGUGGUUGGUGAUGGGACGAUCCUGACAGGCAAACUGGGUCAUGGGCUGGACAUCAGUCAGGCUGUGGUCGGUCCCAACUCUGCUGGUCCAGUGUGAGCAGGCGGGGCAGGAGGGGAGAGGAGAAGUCUAGGAGGAGCGGGUGAGGGGAGUCUUAAGGCUGGCGGGGUUCCUGCCUUCCUGCACUUGAGUGGAUGAGGAGUUCUCUGCAGGCCAGAGGAUAGUUCCACUGACCAGAAGAACGUACAGGGUUUUGGGAUUCAGCUCAGUGGAAGUGUGAAGGGCCAAGAGCACACACUCAGAACUGACGGCCGUGGCCAUGCAUGUGCGUUGUCUGGGUUCUUACCAGACCCGGGGAGAAAUAUUAUUCAUACUUGCCUGUUGAAGGAGUCCUAGUUGGACUGACUCCGACUAUGCCCUCCUCCCUCCCCACUGACAGAAUGCCUGGCAGGGACCAUGGGCCUUGUCAGCCCUGGGCUCCAUGGUGGCACCAUAGAGGAUUGCGUUGUUUGUCACUUAGUGAAGUACCCAUCAUCUCUGUCCUCUGGAGCCGGCUGAGCUGCCAUGUCACUGUCAUAUGAUCUCAGCGUAUCUCACUUAGGAAGUGCAGGAUUUCCGGCCACUUACCAGUUUUCCUUCUAUCCGAGAGCUCGCUGAUGCCCACUGCACCGAAGUGCUGCUGGUUUUGAGAUUGCUUUAUCUGUGUGCAGAACUCAGAAACACCCUGUAAUGUGCUUAGUCGUGUCUUCAGCCAGCUCCCCAGUCUUAUCUCAGGAAGAGCACGUGCUUUCAUCA
Molecule: messenger RNA, 5206 nt
Organism: Callorhinus ursinus (northern fur seal)
Lineage: Eukaryota; Metazoa; Chordata; Mammalia; Carnivora; Otariidae
Source: RefSeq, a predicted model, not a curated record